Adineta steineri is the source of this 495-nucleotide messenger RNA. The record is from the annotation of a GenBank genome assembly. Lineage: Eukaryota; Metazoa; Rotifera; Eurotatoria; Adinetida; Adinetidae.
AUGCAAGCGAAUCAUCACAAACGACCUUCAAUAACUAAUACCAUUGAAUAUGGUCCAAUAAAAAUUCGUCAAAAUCGAAAGCCAGCUCCAACAAUUGCAACUGGUCGUCGACCAAAAAGUCUUGUUCUUGAUGGUAAUGAAGCAAUUAAACGUGAACAAAGACGUGAAAAAAAUCGUGAAGUAGCAAGAAAAUUAAAAGAAAAACGUAAACUAUUUGAGGAACAACUCGAUCAACAACUAAAAGACCUUGUAGAAGAAAAUUUCAAUUUACAAAAUUAUCUUCAACAACUUGAAAAUAAAAAACAAAUUUUACAACAAGAAAUCAAUAAUCUUUCUACUGAUCCACUCGAUGAAUUAUCAUCAUAUACUACUGAAGAUAUAGUUUUGUUCUUCGAAGAAUAUUCCAAUGAACCAGAUACUCAUAAUAAAUCAGCUAUCGAAAUAAUUCAUGAUUUAAAUUUAAAUAUUAUCUCUAAUUCUGUAAAACAUAAUUAG